AAAACUUGCCCCUUUCAAAAACUUUCUAUUUUCCAAAACAUUUCUUUCAUUAUUUCCAUUCUUUUUCCAUUUUCGUAAUUUUCUUGAUCCGUCUAUACAUACAUAUAUACAUAUUUAUAUUUAUACAUAAUAACAAUAUAAUAUCCAUCAACCACCUUUAUUCCGUCGUAAACCACCGUCAAAAACCGUCAGGCUAUGUCCACCAAUGGCAAGAUAAUCCGAUCAAUAAUCACACGUGUCAAUUCAUCACCAUUUCUCACCACGCCGAAAUUCCGUUCCGCCCAAAGAACAACCAUCAUAACCACCGCCACAACCACGCUGCCAUCACGUGACACAUCACCCACCACACCCACAAAUGUUCACAGCGUGAUCAACACCACACGUGACGACGAAACAAUCUUUGAUUUCAAUGACACAAAAGGGCUGUUCUCAUCGGUAAAAACAGGGAAACUUUUACGGUCGGCGGCUAACCUUAAUUUAGCGGCUGUGGGCCCGGUUGUUGAUAUGGGCAUGUGGGUCAUGAAGUCAAAACUUAUGGAAGUUGGUUUGGUUAAAGAUGUGAUAAUGAAUGUGAUUAAACAUACUUCUUAUGAACAUUUUGUUGCGGGUUCGGAUUUAAAUGAAACGGGUCGGACUGUAAAGAAGUUAUGGGAAUCCGGGUUGAGAGGGAUGUUGGAUUAUGGGCUGGAACAUGCUGUUGAUAAUCAAUCUUGUGAUCAGAAUGCACAACAGUUUAUUCAAACUGUUGAAUCUACACAAUUCUUGCCACCUUCUUCUGUCAGCUUUGUGGUUGUAAAGAUCACAGCAAUAACUCCAGUUUCUCUACUAAAAAGAGUGAGUGAUCUUCUUAGAUGGGAAUACAAGAAUCCAACAUCCACAAAUCUUCCAUGGAAGCUUAAAGCCCUUCCGAUUUUUUCAGAAUCCAGCCCAUUUUACCACACUUUAGAAAAGCCCACACCUCUAACUGCCCAAGAAGAACAUGAUCUUGAAUUAGCCCAUCAAAGACUAAUCAACAUUUGUAACAAAAGUGUAGAGUGCAAUGUACCUGUAGUCAUUGAUGCAGAAGAUACUUCAAUCCAACCGGGUAUCGAUUACUUUACGUAUUCGGCUGCUGUUAUGUACAACAAAGGCGAAAAGGCCAUGAUUUUCGGCACAAUUCAAGCAUAUUUGAAGGAUGCUGGUGAAAGGAUGUUUGAAACCAAGAAAGCUGCUGAUAAAAUGGGAUUGCCAGUUGGUUUUAAGCUUGUUAGAGGUGCUUAUAUGUCGAGUGAAAGCCAGUUGGCGAAUUCGUUAGGGGUCGAAUCGCCGAUUCAUAAUAGUAUUAAUGAGACACACAAUUGUUACAAUGGGUGUGCUUCAUUUAUGCUUGAUGAGGUCUCUAAUGGUCCUGGUGGUCUCAUUCUUGCAACCCAUAACCUUGAAUCAGCAAAACUAGCUGCACUAAAGGCACGAGAAUUGGGCAUUGGUAAAGACAGCGAAAAGCUCGAGUUUGCUUCACUAUAUGGAAUGUCAGAGGCAAUGACAUUCGGGUUAAGAAAUGCAGGAUUUGGUGUUAGCAAGUAUUUGCCUUUCGGGCCAGUUGACCAGAUCAUGCCUUAUCUUUUAAGACGAGCCGAGGAGAAUAGAGGGCUGCUGUCUUCGUCGAGUCUCGAUAGACAACUCAUGAUGAAGGAGUUGAAGAGAAGAAUGAAAGCUUAUGUUGGACAAGGUUUGGCAGAGACUGAAAGCCAAUUUACAUCAAAAGCUGGUUCUAUUGUGAAGUUAAAUUAGGGGGGAAACUGGGAAAGUGAAUGAAUUUGCAUGACCCAAUUGUCUAUUGAAGAUAACAGCAGGGGACAAGAGGACUAAUGCAAAUUGUAAAUAGUAUUUUUAGUUUGAGGGCCUCUUGCUUGCCUUUGUUAGAAAAAGAGUAAAGAAAUGUUGUUUUGGUAAAUCUAGUUAUGGUUUCCAAAUAUAUGUGGUCAUCAUAAUAAAUGGGAAAUUUGGAAUAAGUUUGUAUUCCAUUUGUUUAA
Erigeron canadensis is the source of this 2012-nucleotide messenger RNA. RefSeq names its product proline dehydrogenase 2, mitochondrial-like. The record is from RefSeq and is a predicted model, not a curated record. The coding region runs from base 196 to 1770 and encodes 524 amino acids. The transcript has 3 exons. Gene Ontology annotation, cellular component: mitochondrion. NCBI's taxonomy places the organism in Eukaryota, Viridiplantae, Streptophyta, Magnoliopsida, Asterales, Asteraceae. Gene Ontology annotation, molecular function: FAD binding; proline dehydrogenase activity.